Molecule: messenger RNA, 5802 nt
Organism: Dromaius novaehollandiae (emu)
Lineage: Eukaryota; Metazoa; Chordata; Aves; Casuariiformes; Dromaiidae
Gene: INSYN2B
Product: inhibitory synaptic factor family member 2B
Exons: 3
Coding region: 49-1683 (544 amino acids)
Source: RefSeq, a predicted model, not a curated record
UUAUAUCUAAGGAAUAAUCACAAUACGCUGUUCAAAUGACCAAAUGAAAUGGGUCGCAAAGAAACACAUUAUUUGCAGACUUUAAACUGUGAUUCAAUGGCCCAGCAAAACAUGAAAAUGCGCCCAGUACUAUUGAAAAGGAACAGUCUGGAUUCAGCUGAUUUUAUGAGGCAGCCACACCACCGCAGAAGCAAAUCUCAGCAAGUGAGAUUCAAGGACGAUGGUAUGAACACAAAGACAACGGGUGUCGCUGAAACGGAUACUCCUCCUGCCCAAGAUACAGCAUUACUGACCGGAAACACACAAAUAAAUAGGCAAAGUUUUUUGCCAAAUCAAUCUCCAUCUUUCUCAAGGGCUCAAAAGGACCUUCAGAAUAUUGCCAUACAAACAUCUCCAAGCCUCAGGAAACACUUCCCAGUUUUUAAAAAGAAAAAGCUGACAGCAAGCAAAUCGCUAACAGAAAUGACAACUGAACCUGCAAAUUCCAGCCAAGUAAAUGGCAAUCUUUCUGAACAAGACAUGAUGCCUUCAGACAUCUCUUACAUAAGAAUAACUAAUAAUGUGGAAGAUGGAUUUAGGAAAAGUGAGGUGGACAGUCAGUUACAUCAAAAACCAACAACAAAAUCACAAUGCAACGGACCUAUCCACUCAGACUCUGAUGACUUCUCAGUACCAGAAAAGACAACUAUUUCUGUACAGGUGCCUGAAUACAUACAUCUGAGUUUUCCACAGGACAGUAAUGCUUCCAUGGAUGCCCUAGACAAGACCAUGGAUUUAAGUAACUCACUGCAUUCUUCUACUGUCAUAAAUCAAUCCAGUGAAAACAACACACUGUCAUCUAAUUCUGAAAAAUCACAUCCUUGCUUAAACAAUUCCACCCACUGCAGUGAAUGCAAUCCACGUUCUGACUCCUGUGAAGCAGACUGUGAGCUGCCUGUAGCCAAAGACACAAGUAGUAAGGAAAGUGCUCCUUUGUCACCUCCAUCAAAUCACAGUGUAUCCCCUUGCUUCCUCAGAGACUAUCAGCAGCCUGGAGAGCAUGAAACAGACUCCAGCUGUGUGACACUAACAAAUGAUGAUCAUGCAACAAUGUCACUGACCAGCAGCAAUGCAUCAAAAUCCAUUCCUUCAUGUCACACUGAGAUCGAGAAAAGUUCCACCCAGUCAUGUGUUUCAGACUAUAACAACUGCAUAGAAGGAUUUCACAUAAAGUCUUAUCUGCCAAGGAAUGAAAUAAAACAACCACAAACGAACAAAGAGAUAAGAGAAAUGAAUCAAAUUCAUCUGGCACAUGGAGAACUAUGUGCCCUACAAGGCAGGCUGCAGUCUGUAGAGGAAUCCUUGCAAUCAAACCAGGAGAAGAUUAAAGUCCUUUUGAACGUAAUUCAAGAUCUGGAAAAAGCCAGAGCCCUCAGUGAAGGGCGCAACUUCUACCACACCGGUCAAGACCUCAACAACUGCAGCACCUGUCAGAACACUGCAUGUAUCAUUUACAGUGUAGAACAUGACUUCAGACAACAAGAAGGAAGAUUUCAUCAGAUUUUGAAAAGGCUGGAUCAUGCGGAGCAAAGUCCAGCUACAGCUUCUCCUCAAAAGCUACCAUCUGAUCCUCCAGUUCCCGAGAAAAAGGAAUUAAGAAGGAAAACAAAAAAGGUGAAAAAGAAAUGCUUCUGGUGGAUUUGACUGCCUGAUGGAUCAUAUAUGGAAACACAGAGUUUUUACAUUUCAAAAGACACUAGAAUACAUAUGAAGAGGUUUGAGCGCACACACCUGCAAACUGUGCUAUAAUGAGAUCACAACUAGAAAGCUAAAAAAGUUUAAGAGUAUCUGAAAAAUCAGAAGAAUUGAAUUUACUUAAUGAAUCAUCUCACUGAAUAAAUACACAUGAAGAGACUAUUUUCCACAAAGAACUGUAAUUUUUUUCUCAUUUUUCUCCAAGGACACUUUCAUAUGCUUUGUAAAGACAACUUUUUUUCAACCUCCCCAAAAUAACAGCAAUUAAAUCUCUACUUUAAAAAGCAAGUGUACACAAAGCUAAGAACAUCACUCAGUCUUCAUUUCCUACUUACAAGCAACAUGGACUGAAAAAUAAAAGAACAUGCAUUGAUCAGCACACAAAUCACAUAACCAAGUACAACUUCAGGGUGAUAUGUUGCUCAAAAAACCCCCAAAAAAACUUCCCAAAGGAGACAAUCAGAAAUAUUCCACAUCCUCAGUGAAAUAUUUUUGUUGCUGUCAUCCAAUACUUAACCAAAAAAAGAAUUUCAGAUUAAAUGUUACUCCUCCCUUUCAUUGGUUCAAUUUAAAAAGCAAUCAUUUCCAAGUUUCAGUCACCUAAUAGACUUCCGUAGAAAGAAUCUUAGAAUCAUCAAACACCCUUCUCAAAGCAGCUCCAAUUAGAUAAGACUGCUCAGGGCCUUGUCCGGUUGAGGUUUGUGUAUAUCCAAAGACCAUAGAAACCUUCUGGGAAACCUGUUCCAAAAUUUGACCACUUUUACAAUGAAAAAGUUUUUCCUAACAUCUAAUGUAAUUUCUGAUGUUCUAAUGUGUCCAUUGCAUCUUCUCCAAUCCCAAACCACCUUCAAGAGGUGGCUGGCUCUGUCUUUUCUCUAUCCUCCCAUUAGACAUUCAGUAAGACCUCUCCCCUAAGCCAGAACCACUUCCCUCAACCUGCUGGCUCCUGUCCUGUUAGACCACUUACCCAGUUUGUCCACCCUGUAUCACUAUGCAUUUAAAACCUAUAUCACUAUAUCAAAAUAUCCCAAAGCACAUUUUUUAGCCUUAGCUAAGGAAAUAGCCCCACACAGGUCCACAUUAGUUUUUAAAUGAACUUACCUGUAUUAUAUCAAAACAAACUAUAUAUGCUAAAACAAGCUCAUCAGGUGUCAGCGUAGCUUUUUUUUUUAAGCCUUCGAAAACUAGCUGAGGUACCAGCUAGUACUAGGUAUUUCAAUGUAACCUAAUUAAAGCUCAAAGCUGUUACUCCAUUCAUGACAAAGCGAUCACCAUUCAAAAGGGGGGAAAAAAACCAUUUUGUAAAACAAGUUUAAAAGGCACAGUGUAAAGGCCAAAAAGGUAUUUUAGGUUUAGUGGAACAUACUGCAGACCUGUUCUUAAAAGUGACUCUGGUUAAUGAGUUCAAAUGGUGCCAGCAUAUUCAACAGAUUAACCCCUAGAUCCUCAUUUUAAAGUCAUACUGUAUUAACUUUGUAACAUUAAUUUUAAAAUUGUGCAUUUUGUACACUUCUGCAUUCCUCCAAUUUGCAGGGUUAAUUAGAUACUCGGAAACACAUUAAAAGACAUAAUUUUGAACAGAUAUCAAGGAGGACUAACAGUGCAAGAAAACUGGUCUUCAUUUACAAGAGAAUUUGCUAUGUAACAUGCUUAACUUAUCAAUAUUCUGAAGGACUGAGUUUUAAAAAACACUGUAAGUACCUUCACUAUGGAAACCAUAGGCACAAAAUUCUCAUUAUUCUAGGGGCUUUUCAGAGGAAAAAAACCCAAAAAACCAAAAAAGUAUACCUUCAGUGAGCCACCAAAGCUCUUCAAUAACAACUCUAGGAUAUAUCAGAGGUCAGAAUUAAACCACUACAUCAGAUCAUGUCACUACAUCACAUUCAAAUACACGUACUGCUUAUGCUGGCAUGCCUAUGGCAUUCCUACCUAUUCUGCAUUAGUAUCUAUAAUUGAUACACUGAACAAUCUAUUAGUAUGUGUUUCUUUUCUAUUAAAGUAACUUUUUUAAAAUGAAUAUCCUCUGCAGUAAAAGUAAAAUAAUAAGCAAUACUGACAGGAGUCAUACUAGCAAAGCCAGUACUGUACUGUACUGAUUCUUCUGUACUGAUUCUCAACAAUUUUUUAUUAUAUGAAAGGAAUCUUUUCUUUUCCCUUUUUUAAUAAUAUGCAUUAAAAGUUUCAUUUUAAGCUGUCCUUUUUUAAAAAAAAACAUUGAAUACACCUUCAAAAUACUUUUGAGGGACCCAGAUUAAUCAAUUUAAACAAAUCUCAGUAUUUCGGUUUGUCACAUAGUAUCAAUAAAUUUCUGGGGUCAGUAAAACUACACAAGAACAGGAAUACUCUGUUUACUUUAAGAAAGUCCAUCUAAGAAUAGUUACGUAAAGCUCUUUCUUUUGAUCUGAAAAAACAUCAAUACUCCUGGAAAACACAUGCUGACCUAAAUGGUUACUGGUUUUAGAUUGUAAUGUCUGACCUUGACGGAAUUCAGAAGUAUAAACACUUUUUAAUCCUUACUUUCCCUGUCAAAACUUACCCUCUGUUUUCCAUGUUUCUCAAUUUUUGUUUUCCAAUUCUCUCUCAAACACAAAGGUAGGGAUUAUGCAUAUGUGGAUGUGAAAUUCUCUUUGUAACAUAUACACAUGCGCUAGUGAACACUUAAGUUAGCUAAGGCCAGCUGGCUCUCUGCUCCCAGUGCUGCAAUUGAGGAAGAACAUUCAUGUUUCUUUCAGCCUGUCCUCAGGGUGUCUCGUGUUUGCAAAUUCACUUCCUUCAAGACACAUGGUUUUGUUGAAAGAAAAUAUGAAAUCGGAGCUCCCUUCAAGCACUGUCUUUUGGCAGAUUGCUCCUAGGGUACUCCAGGACUUCAGUCAAAUAAAGGAAAUUCUUUCAAAAAAAGCUAGACGCUCAUCUCCUUUAUGUGAGGAUAACAUAAGAAACCAGCUGAGUGAAUGAGUCAGCAGUAGCCACCUAAACCAUGUCCUAGCAGUAGCAAAAGCCAGCCAACUUCUAAAACAUAUAUUUAACAUCCAAACAAAAGGCUUAUCUGGAACACAAACAGGAAUUCCACACUUCUCUGACUGCAAUAAGCAUUUAAAAAUGCAAUGCUUUCAUCUAACUUUCAACUAGAAGUAUGUCAGGCAUAUCCUGGUAACAUAAACCAAAUACAGAGAAAUAUAUACCUUCGUAACACGGCAUAAUUGGAGAAUCUAAACAAUGCGAAAAACAAUGUGUCAGGGUUGCCUUUUGUGUUAAUAUUGUUUUUUAAUGAUUUAAAAAUUAUUGUUAAUAAUUUUAAUAACUAAUAAUUCAAAUAGGAAAUAGAAAAAUUAAUGAUAUGAGAUAAACACAAUGCAGGUGUAUGAUGCCAGGAUUGGAAAAGCAAGAAAAAUAGAUUUAUUAUUAGAAAAUAACAGUACUGGUUAAGAAAAAUUUCUCUACUGUAAAAAAUUUAUGGUGUAAAGCCCCACAACAGCUUCCAGAGUUCACCGUUAUAAAUUCACACAAACACUCUCUUUAAAGAAACACGUAUUCUUGAUAGCACUUGUAUAUAUAAUAUAAUAUAAUAGGCUUCUCUAAAAAACAUAUAUUUAAAUGAGAACUACAAUAUGCUAUUUGUAAAAUACUGUACAGCACAUGGCACAUUCAAUUACUGCAUUUGAAAUUGCUGUUUUAUGGAAAGAGUCAAUCUAACUUUCUUUAAAAAUUCAAAAUGUAUGAAUAAAAUACUGAUUUCUCUCUAUCAUAUACCGUCAGUUGAUGCAGGGGUUUUCGUAGUUUCAUAAACUAUAGCUCUUUGAAAAAGCCGUCAUACUUGGUAAUUAUGCUAGCCUAAAUACAAAACAACUUCCUAAGGAAAUGUAUUAAUCAAAUGCGUGUUUUGUAAAUUUCUAGGUUCUUUAAAUGGGAUGUUAUCUUUUGCAAUAAAAUGAGAUAUUUUUCUUAGGUUUCAGGACUGAAUAAUAUUACCAAGGAGUGAAAGACUAUUCUUUGGGAAAGGAAAAAGAAUGAGUAAUGGCUCUUUUACAGAAUCAUAUUCCCUAGUGAUUGGAUUGCAAUCAAUUUGGA